This is a messenger RNA of Ochlerotatus camptorhynchus, 492 nucleotides long. RefSeq lists its product as uncharacterized. The transcript has 2 exons. The coding region runs from base 16 to 492 and encodes 158 amino acids. The record is from RefSeq and is a predicted model, not a curated record. NCBI's taxonomy places the organism in Eukaryota, Metazoa, Arthropoda, Insecta, Diptera, Culicidae.
UACGGCAUCACAAACAUGAAGGCGUUCGUUGUGUUGUCCAUGGCGUUGGCCAUUGCUUCCUGCGCGGCAGUCGACGGUUCCUCCAGAAGAGAAAAACGUGGCAGCUGGGAUGAGGAUCAAUGGGAACCUAAGCCAAAAGUAAAAACUGUCACCAAGCAUGUCCCAGUUCCAUACCCAGUCGAAGUCAUAAAGAAAGUGCCCUAUGAAGUGAAGGUCCCAUACCCAGUGCAUGUCGAGAAGAAGGUUCCAUUCGUCGUAGAGAAGAAAGUACCAGUUUACAUCGAGAAAAAGGUCCCAGUUCACAUUGACCGCCCAGUUCCAUACCCGGUGAAGGUCCCAGUUGUCAAGAAGGAAUACGUCGAAGUGCCAAAACCAUACGCAGUUCAUGUGGAGAAGAAAGUUCCAGUAUACAUCAACAAACCAGUGUACAUCACCAAGACAGUGCCAGUGAUUGUACAAAUCAAAAAGAAGCCCCAGAAGAAGAAAUGGUAG